AUGACGGAUCUACUGACAGUGCUUACAAGUUCGGACGCUAUAGCCAAAAAGGAAGUGAAUAUACCGUCGAAGAAGAUAUUGGAGUCAACCUUAGAGCAGAAGGAAAAUUAUAGAACACCGUUCAUUGGAUUUAAUUAUACAGAUUACCUUGAUGUUGCUCUUACCAAUCAAACACAACCUCUUUUCACCAGAUACGAGGAGUAUAUUAGCAUCAAGGAUAGUCAGGCAAGAGACUACAGGCACGCCAACAAAAACUUUCUUGAUUUGAUGAUGGAUUAUUCCAAGAGGACUUUUAUCCCUCUUAAUGUCCUGCAAAGGCAUUUCACUUGCAACCAAGUAUCACUACCAGAAGAUAUUGAGGAGAGGGUUAUCAGCCAGAUCUACCAGGCUAAUACCCCAGAGCAAGUGAGUCGACUUGUCUUGGCAUUGGCCGACAAGCUGAAUAGAUAUACUGUUGCAAACAUCGUUAGUGGUAUGCUGCUUUACUUGUUGAAAGAGAAAUCUGAACAAUCCGCUUCUGCCAUCCGUUCAUUGGCUCAGUAUGUGGCAUUCGAAGUUGUCGAAUUUGAUCAGGCGGAAAUCGAAGGAUUGGUGGGUCAACUCGCUAUUAAUGGCGAAAUGGACCAUGCAUCUUUAAUAAUAUCAAGCUUUGACAAGAUAAACGGGCCCGCAACCAACUUCAUAAACUCGGCAUCACCGUCAAUAAAAUUAGAGUUAUUUGACGGAUAUACUUGUUCGAGGAGUUUUCAGUUAGCUUCAGAGUACCUAGAGAGCCUCAUAAUCGUUGACAAAGCAUGUCCACCUACUGAAUCUAUUGAGAAAUAUUUAGAAAUGGUUUCCAGUAUAGCUGGAGCGAUCAAGUCUAACUUCAGAAGUAAGAAGCUAGUGUUUAACGCCUACUCUUCCUCUGUGGCUUACACCAUGAGAGUGCCAGGGACGCUCAGUGCCAAGUUGGUGAAAAUAAUAAUACCAUGGUUAACGAAAAGCGAAUUUCCUUGGUUUGUGAACUUUCUAAAGCUUUGUCCAGGGUACCAGAACGUGAUGCCGAAAUGUGCUGGAAAACUACUGGAGACAUACGCCAAAGAGAUAGGCAGACUCGAUGAUUCCAAUGUGGAUAAAUCAAUCUCAUUAACGGCAUUCAUCUCACAGAUGGAGAUUCCAAAGAGCUCUUUUGACUCGGAAACAAAACAGUUGAUAGCUACACUGUAUGCCACUUUUAAAUCGCCAAUAGCUACAAAAUUAUGGGUUGAUAACUUGGAGAAGAAGGCAGACUCCGAUUUCAUAAAUGAGCUCAUCAAACUUUUAAAGCCGAAUCUGAAAGGCUCAAUGAUUGACCAACCAUUACCGGGACGACUACCGUCGGAUUCCCUCAGGGUGAUCGAACAACUGAGGGAUGAAAUAUAG
This is a messenger RNA of Brettanomyces nanus, 1404 nucleotides long. RefSeq lists its product as uncharacterized. NCBI's taxonomy places the organism in Eukaryota, Fungi, Ascomycota, Pichiomycetes, Pichiales, Pichiaceae. The coding region runs from base 1 to 1404 and encodes 467 amino acids. The record is from RefSeq and is a predicted model, not a curated record. Gene Ontology annotation, molecular function: translation regulator activity. Gene Ontology annotation, biological process: regulation of translation. The transcript has a single exon.